AUGUCCCGACAUCGCGACAUCGCGGUGUUCCGCUCAUCGCUCUCCAGCUUUCCCCUGUACCCGCUAUGCCGAGAUCCCUGCGUGUAUCCCUGUGUCUAUCGCGAUAUCUCGAUAUCCCCUCACCUUUCUCCUGCUCCCGCCGCCUUUCCCCUCACGGGCACGGUGCUCCUGCGGCCCCGGCUGAUCCGGGGCGCGCUGCCGUUCGGGCUGGCGCGCCGGGAGCUGGCCUGCGAGGGGUACCCGCUGGAGCUGCGCUGCCCCGGCAGCGACGUCGUGCUGGUGGCCGACGCCAACUACGGCCGCACCGACGACAAGAUCUGCGACGCCGACCCCGGGCAGAUGGCGAACGUGCAGUGCUACCUGCCCCAGGCGCACCCCAUCAUGGCCCAGAGGUGCAAUAACCGCACUCAGUGCGUGGUGGUCGCCGGCUCCGACGCCUUCCCCGACCCCUGCCCGGGCACCUACAAAUACCUGGAGGUGCAGUACGACUGCGUGCCCUACAUUUUCGUCUGCCCGGGGGUCCCGCAGCGCGUGGGCCCGGCUCUGUCCACGCACGAGUCCCCGCACCAGGCGGGGGGCUGGUGCCGGGACCCGCUGCAGUCGGGGGACCGGCUCUACGUGCUGCCCUGGGUGCCGUACCGCACCGACACGCUCACCGAGUACGCGUCCUGGGCCGACCUGGUGGGCGCGCGGCCCGCGGCCACGCACCGCCUCCCGCACCGCGCCGACGGCACCGGCUUCGUGGUGUACGACGGCGCCGUCUUCUACAACAAGGAGCGCACCCGCAGCAUCGUCAAGUACGACCUGAGGACGCGCAUCAAGAGCGGCGAGACCGUGGUGGGCGCCGCCAACUAUCACGACACGUCGCCCUACCGCUGGGGCGGCAAGACCGACAUCGACCUGGCGGUGGACGAGGAGGGGCUGUGGGUGAUUUACGCCACCGAGGGCAACGGGGGCCGGCUGGUGGUGAGCCAGCUGAACCCCUACACGCUGCGCCUGGAGGGCACCUGGGAGACGGGCUACGCCAAGCGCGCGGCCUCGGACGCCUUCAUGGCCUGCGGGGUCCUGUACGUGCUGCGCAGCGUUUACCUGGACGACGACACCGAGCACCUGGGCAACGCGCUGGUGUACGCCUUCGACACGCGGCGCGGGCGCGGCGCGGCGCUGGCGCUGCCCUUCCCCAACCCCUACCAGUUCGUGGCGUCCGUGGGCUACAACCCCCGCGACAACCAGCUGUACGUGUGGAACAACCACUUCCUGCUGCGCUACGAGUCCUUGGGGCCCCAAAUAUCUGUGGGGAGCCCCGGUUUGAUUUGGGGGUGCAGCCCCAGGUCCGGGGAGCAGCUGCUCGACAUCCUGGACGCGCAGCUGCAGGCGCUGCGGCCGCUCGAGAGGGAGUCGGCGGGCAAGAACUACAACAAGAUGCACAAGCGGGAGCGAACCUGCAAGGAUUACAUCAAGGCCGUGGUGGAGGCGGUGGAUAACCUGCUGCGGCCGGAGGCUCUGGAGUCGUGGCGGGACAUGAACGGCUCGGAGCAGGCUCCUGUUUCCCAUGGUUUAUUCCCCAUUUCCCAUGGUUUAUUUCCCGUUUCCCAUGGUUUAUUCCCCAUUUCCCGCGUGCUGGAGGUGUCGGUGCUCAACACCGAGGGGCCGCUGCAGGAGCUCGUGUUCCCACAGGAGCUGGGGGGCGAUGGCUCCAUCCAGCUCUCGGCCAGCACGCUCAAACAGAACAGCAGGAACGGGGUGGUGAAGGUCGUCUUCAUCCUGUACAACAACCUGGGGCUGUUCCUGCCCACCGAGAACGCCACCGUGCGCCUGGGGGGGGACGGGGGGCCCCGCGCCCCCCAGCUCGUGGUCAACUCCCAGGUCAUCGCCGCCUCCAUCAACAAAGAGUCCAGCAGGGUCUUCCUGCGGGACCCCGUGGUCUUCACCCUGCCCCACCUGGAGACCAAGAACCACUUUGGGGCCAACUGCUCCUUCUGGAACUACUCGGAGCGCUCGAUGGCCGGGCACUGGUCGAGCCAGGGCUGCCGCCUGCUGCGCUCCAACGGCACCCACAGCUCGUGCGCCUGCAGCCACCUGACCAACUUCGCCCUGCUGAUGGCGCGCACCCAGAGCUUCCCGGGGCGGCUGAACGAGGUGCUGCUGUCGGUGAUCACCUGGGCGGGGAUCCUGGUGGCCCUGCUGUGCCUGGGCCUGUCCAUCUCGGCCUUCUGCUGCCUGCGGGGGCUGCCCUCGGAGCGCACCACCAUCCACAAGAACCUCUGCAUCAGCCUCUUCCUCGCCGAGCUGCUCUUCCUCGUGGGCAUCGACAAGACCCAGUACCAGGUGGCCUGUCCCAUCUUCGCGGGCUUGCUGCACUAUUUUUUCCUGGCGUCGUUCUCGUGGCUGUGCCUGGAGGGGGUUCACCUGUACCUGCUGCUGCUCGAGGUGUUCGACAGCGACCCCGGCCGCCGCAAGUGCUGGCUGCGGGUGGACAAUUAUUUCAUCUGGAGCUUCAUCGGCCCCGUGGCCUAUGAAUGGACCUUCCUCAUCCUCAUUCGUGGGCUUGGGGGGCUCGGGGGUUUGGGGAGGUCUGGGGCAUCUGGGGAUGGACCUUCCUCAUCCUCAUCUGCGGGCUGGGGGUACCCCAGGGGUGUGACGCUGGUGUUCCUGCUGGUCACUCUGCACAAGAUGCUGCGCAGCUCGGCCGCGCUCAAACCCGACUCCAGCCGCCUGGACAGCAUCAGGUCCUGGGCGCUGGGGGCCAUCGCGCUGCUGCUGCUGCUGGGGCUCACCUGGGCCUUCGGGCUGCUCUUCGUCACCCGCGAGUCGCUGCUGACGGCCUCGCUCUUCACCGCCUGCAACGCCCUGCAGGGCACCUUCAUCUUCCUCUUCCACUGCGCCCUCCAGAAAAAGGUCGGAGGGCGCUGGGGGAACUGGGAGGUUGCACCAGGAGCUCAGGAAGUGUUUGUGGCACUGGGGGCACUGGGAGGUUACUGGGAGUUCCAGGGGAUCACUGGUGUGCUACUGGUGUGA
Ficedula albicollis (Collared flycatcher) is the source of this 3018-nucleotide messenger RNA. RefSeq names its product adhesion G protein-coupled receptor L1-like. The record is from RefSeq and is a predicted model, not a curated record. The transcript has 17 exons. Gene Ontology annotation, molecular function: G protein-coupled receptor activity; carbohydrate binding. Lineage: Eukaryota; Metazoa; Chordata; Aves; Passeriformes; Muscicapidae. Gene Ontology annotation, biological process: G protein-coupled receptor signaling pathway; cell surface receptor signaling pathway. Gene Ontology annotation, cellular component: membrane. Bases 1 to 3018 code for a protein of 1005 amino acids.